Messenger RNA from Phytomonas sp. Hart1, 1581 nucleotides. NCBI's taxonomy places the organism in Eukaryota, Euglenozoa, Kinetoplastea, Trypanosomatida, Trypanosomatidae. The record is from the annotation of a GenBank genome assembly.
AUGGUCGACGCCGAGCCGGCGGAUUCCGCCGAGGCCCUCCGCCAGCGGCGGCCCAACUCGCCCAUCCUCACGAGCCCCCGCCCGCUCCUCCCCGUCAGCGGGCCGACGCCGGAGGCCAUCGCGGCGAACUACGGGGACUACGUGGACGUCUGCCGGGGCCGGCUGGAGGCCUGCCGGCGCUUCUGCUUUCUGCUGAACUGGAUUGGGCAGGAGAAGUACAUCGGGGAUAUCGAGCCCCAGCUCGAGCCGCGCAAGGGCAUCCUGCAGGAGGCGGAGAUCCUGCCCCCGCCCCCGGAGCCGCGGACGGAGCAGGAGCGCUUCGCCCUGGUGGGGCGGCAGCACACCGACCGCAAUCAGCGGCUGAGCCGGCUGACGUUGAUCUGGGGGCGCGACUACCUUCGCUUUGUCGAUCAGUGUUAUUUUGACGACGGCAGCAUCGUCACGAUUCACCGGCGCAUGUUAACCCUGCCGGAGCUCUGGACGCGUCUGCGGCGCUUUCCGAUCUCGCUGUGCAAAUCCCAGACCUCGGGAUUGUUGGGGGCGAACCCCGCCUCACAGGUCGAGAAGGUCUCCCCAGGGCUGAAAGCGACCACGAUUGGCCUUCUUCACGCCGACUAUCACCACCUGUACUCGAGUACGCCAACGCAGCUCCAGCAGGUCGAGAGGGUGCGGAAUGCGUUGCGCGAUUUCUACGGCGUCAGCACGGGUCGAGUGUCGGCGGUCAAUCGAGCCUGGCCGCUGCUGGAUUAUUCGUUUAUUGUCUUGCGCAAUGUGGAGCAGCUGCUUUAUGUGGAGCCGGUCAGCGGUCGUCCACACGUCUGCCGCCCUUUGAGACCCACGGGCGACCCCGACCUCGCUCAGGGCGUUUUUCUCAACGCGGAUAAUGACCCAACCCACCCCAUGGUGCCCUCCCGAACCCUCAUCAAGGCAAAGAAUAAGAGGGGCGAUGAGGAGGCCUAUGAGUUCGACUUCCACGACAACCGCCUCAACGGCUUUAUUGGCCACGCUGCGAACCUCUCCAACGGCCCUCUCAAGAGCUCUUCCAUCGCCCGACUCAGCGUCGCGAACGAAUCCUACGCGAGCCUCAACGCCAACAGCUCCGGGAUGGGGCGAAAGUCGCUUUCGCAGUCCCAUGGGGCCUCCAAACAGCAGAAGUACGACGCCAACAGCGUCCGCAUCUCGAGCUGCCAGCUGGGCGAGGGCGUGGAUCAGUUUCUCAUCCCCGUCCUUCGCGUCCUCGUCGCGAACGCGCUGCUGAUGAUUCACUCGCUGGACCUGAGUUGCAAUCACAUCAGCGACCUCCCGGACUUCUCCCCGCUGCCUUUACAGCGGCUUUACCUCCACGGCAACCACAUCGCGGAUUGGGCGCAGGUGGAGACGCGGGUCUGCCCGCUCCCGCUGCUGACGAGCCUCACGCUCCACGGCAACCCCAUCGCCGACCACGACCCCGGCUAUUGGCGGGAGCUGCUCGGCCGGUUGUUAAACCAUCCGAACCGCGCGGUUCGGCUUCGCCAGCUGGACUUCGUCACCUUGUCCGUGCAGGAUUACAACCUGGCGGGGCUGCAUAUGCACGUCGAUUGA